AUUGAAGUCGUUGAUUCUGCACAAUUGUUGCCAAAAUGGACUUCAAAAUCAUUGUGGCAGUAUGUUUGGUCAUAUACUUUAUGAUCCCGGUUGUUUUGUAUUUUAUGAUACCCAAGGAUCCAGAGAUCAACCCGCGAAAGCGAGCGAUCGUGCUGGUGCUGGGCGAUAUAGGGAGAUCUCCACGGAUGCAGUAUCAUGCUCUUAGUUUGAUCGAGACUGGUUUUGUCGUUGAUUUCUGCGGAUAUACGGAAACUACACCGCUGCAGGCUAUCGUCGAAAACCCAGAUAUCAAGAUUCACCCAAUUCGUCCUGCAGAAGAGAUGAGCUUUUCGCGUCUGCCAUUUGCUUUGCGCGCGCCUUUGAAGGCAAUCUACCUUUCAUAUCAACUUUAUUACCUACUAAAGUCGUUGGCUGGCGCAGAAUAUUUGCUUGUCCAGAAUCCCCCGUCUUUACCUACCCUCCUUGUCUCUUAUCUCUUUAUUACGAUUCAAUCCCGUCGCACUAGGUUUAUAAUUGACUGGCACAACUUUGGCUACACGGUUCUUGCUACCAAACUCCAGUCAGACACCCAUUUGUUUGUGAGAAUUAGCAAGUGGUACGAGAAGAGAUUCGGGCGACUCUCGUUCGCAAACUUUUGCGUCACAAAGUCCAUGGCUGAUGUGUUGGUGAGAGACUUUGGUUUGAACUCUUAUCGAAUCAUUCCUCUCCCAGAUCGUCCUGCACGGCAAUUCAAGCCGUUGACUUCCGAAGCAAGGUCGAGAUUACUGGAGUCUAGUGAGAUAUUCACGGGAUUUAACCCUCAAACUGACAAGUUAAUCAUCACAUCGACAUCGUACACGCCAGACGAGGACCUGAACUUCCUCCUCGAUGCUCUUUCACAGUACGACGUCAGCGGCAGCCCAUCUGCAAAUCUCCCUCGCAUUCUAGCAAUUGUCACAGGAAAAGGGCCACUGCAGAAAGAUUUUCUCGAAGAGGUCAAAAAGCGGCAAUGGAAAAACGUAACUGUGCGAACUGUGUGGCUUUCGGCAGAAGAGUACCCUCUUGUUAUCGGCGCAGCGGAUGUCGGUAUCUCCAUGCAUCUGUCAACGUCCGGAUGGGAUCUUCCGAUGAAGAUUUUGGAUAUGUUUGGCUGUGGUGUUCCUGUUCUUGCGCGAAACUUUCCCGCGCUCCCUGAACUUGUUCGCGAAGGAAGAAACGGCUUCACUUUUAACACUGUUGACGAAUUGGCUAAACUAAUGAUAGAAGUCUUUAUGUCCCCACAAAAGCUGCUACAGAUCCGGCAGGGCGCGAAGGCGGAAUCUGGAAACCGGUGGAAUGAAACCUGGCGGAUUACUGCGGGUCCUGUGUUUCAUAUACCCAGUAAAGACGAUCUGACGGAGAUAUAUAGCAGUAGUAGUAGCGAUGAUGAGUAUUGAGGGGUGGGUUGGCCUUAUAUUAAUAAUUUCAUGAUUCAUGAUUGCAUGAUUAUUAUUAUAAAAAUCUUGCUUUUGUUUUGCUGUAUAUAUGUAUGUUAUUAUUAUCAGUAGAUUGUGGAAAUAGAAUAAACUCGGAUAUUUCAAUUCGGCCUGAAAUAAAAUC
Messenger RNA from Myxozyma melibiosi, 1578 nucleotides. Its product is annotated as Chitobiosyldiphosphodolichol beta-mannosyltransferase. The transcript is spliced from 6 exons. The record is from RefSeq and is a predicted model, not a curated record. The coding region runs from base 36 to 1415 and encodes 459 amino acids. Lineage: Eukaryota; Fungi; Ascomycota; Lipomycetes; Lipomycetales; Lipomycetaceae. Gene Ontology annotation, cellular component: endoplasmic reticulum. Gene Ontology annotation, molecular function: mannosyltransferase activity.